Molecule: messenger RNA, 5914 nt
Organism: Neoarius graeffei (lesser salmon catfish)
Lineage: Eukaryota; Metazoa; Chordata; Actinopteri; Siluriformes; Ariidae
Gene: raver2
Product: ribonucleoprotein, PTB-binding 2
Exons: 15
Coding region: 49-2544 (831 amino acids)
Cellular component (GO): cytosol
Molecular function (GO): mRNA binding
Source: RefSeq, a predicted model, not a curated record
GUGUGUGAGAGAGAGAGAGAGAGGGAGAGAGUGUUCAGUCCGCUGUGGAUGGGGAUCAGCAGAGAGAAGCGAGGCUCCCACCCGACUCAACUCACUCUCCGAACCGCGCGCUGCAAAAUGGCGGCCGCUUCCUCCAUGCAGCCGCCCACAGCGCCCGCCGCCGUGAAGCGCCCCAAUUCCCCCGUGCCGGACUCGGAGGAAAUCCCCCAGAGCCGGCCGGAGGAAGACGGGUCUUCUGAGGACACCAUCCUCCGGGACAUGGCCGAGCUGGAGCCGGAGGAGACUGAAAGGAGGCUGGGGAAAACUCGGCGAGAACUGAGCAACAGGAGAAAGAUUGUCAUCAAGAACCUGCCGCAGGACACAACUAACCAGGAGGUGCAUGAUAUUCUACGCGAGUACGAGCUCAAGUACUGCUUUGUGGACCGGAACAAAGGAACAGCUUUUGUAACACUCCUAAAUGGCGACCAGGCUCAGGACGCCAUCCGCUCACUGCACCAGACGUCGGUGCGUGGUCGCGACAUCAGCGUCCAGCUGCAGCCCACUGACUCACUGCUGUGCGUCACCAACCUGCCUCAUACAUUCACGGGCACACAGUUCCAGGAACUGGUGCGCUCCUAUGGCAACAUCGAGCGCUGCUUCCUCGUCUACAGCGAGCUAACAGGCCACUCCAAGGGCUAUGGCUUUGUGGAGUACAUGAAGAAGGACUCGGCUUCCAGGGCUCGCUCGGAGCUGCUAGGUAAAGUGCAGGGUGACCGCUUGCUUAUGGUGCAGUGGAGUGACGUCAACCAGCUCAGCACGGCCCAGCAUAUCCACUCCAAGUGCCUGUGUGUGGAGCGGUUGCCCGUGGACUUUGACAGCUCUGAAGAGCUAGCACACAUCUUUUCUGAGCACUACAAACCCGUCUUCUGUCAGCUGGCGCAGGAUGAGGGCAGUGCUGUGCGGGGUUUUGCCGUGGUGGAGUACGAGACAGCAGAGCAGGCUGAGGCUGUGUUGCUGGAGAUGGACCGACACCUGAUCCAGGGCCAGGAGAUCCGCUUGUCGCUGUGCAGCCCCGGAACAUCUGGCCGCAGCACACUCGCUGCCCUCAUCGCUGCUCAGGGAGUGAUGCUGAGCAAUAAAAAGGGGUUGUUGCCCGAGCCUAAUUUGGCUCAGCUCCUAAACAGCAUGACCAAUCCAGCUGCUCUUCAGGUUCUUAUGAGACCAUACCACACUGGCAAGCGUGGAGGGAAGUUUCGUCCUCACAGUGUUCCUUUUCUCCGACCACCACUGACAGCUGCGCUGCUUCAGCUAGGAAAAGCACAGCAGAACGCCAUGCUGGGGAACGGGCUCGUUCUGCAGAACCUUCUCCACAUGCACAUGGCACAGCAGCAGCUCCUGCACAUCAAGGACAAGCACAUCACUAAUGUGAGGAUUCCCAGUCUUUUAGGUGACCCCUCCCGUUUGCUUCUCCAUAAAGUCUUGUCUCUGCGAGCUGCAGCCCCGGUGCCGGUGGUGAAAGGGCUGAUUGGAGAUCCCCCCACUGACUCGACUCAGGAGGCUGGAGGGUCCGGAGCAGGCCGCGCUCACAUGAGCCCCGGGGAUCAGAAUGGUGUUGUAGCCCCAGACAAACAGCCAGCAGUGUCGGCUCACUCCCUCAGCCAGACACACGGCUUCAGUUCUGGGUCAAGCAGAUCAGCGCUGAGCUCCAAAGUGCUGGUUAAUCACAACAGCACUGCAUCAGAGAACUGCACGCUCACAACACAAACCAGCUGCCAGAUGUCUCUGCUGGGAGAGCCGCCCAAAGAGGUGAAACUGCCCUCCAACCCUUACUUAAACAUGGCCAGUGUCUUACCUGGAAUGGUGCUGCAAGCUCCAUGUAGCAGCACCACUAAAGGCCAGGCAGUCAGUGGGACCUAUACCUCGGUUCUGCCUCCUGCUUCCCUCCCAACCACCCAGUACAGCACUGAGUGCACCGCCUCCGAAUACACGAACCAGUACAAUCAGCAAUACUCACAGGAGGCCAUGCAGCAGUGGUACCAACAUUAUCAGGCACAGGGCUACAGUAACACUAACCAGGAGAGUACUGCAGCGACAGAGUACAACAAGGAACAAGCUCAGGCUGUGGUCACGUCUUCAUAUGGAGACUACACUUCUUACAUGCAGGCUGUCACUCAGUACUAUUCUCAGACUCAGAUAAGCCAAGCUGCUGCACCCGGAUACCAGCAGAGAGACCUCAGCAAGGAGCUGGAGGUCAUAAAGCCACCCAUGGUUUCACCUCUGACUCUGAAUGGUGCUGCCCCGCCCAUCCUGCCCACCUACAGUGCCCUGCCAAUCAUGCCUGGCUUCAUCACCCCUACACACGCUCACGCACCGAGCGCCGUCACACACACACACAGUGCGCACAGCAUGACAGACUGGAGCCAGUAUUACUAUGCUCGAGGACAGAAGCGAGAAUAUCCCACGCUGGCAGUACAGGAAGUGACGUCAGAGGGGCCUUACGUAGGCCAGCACUCGCAGGGUCUGGGUGGCCAAUAUGCUGACUACUUCAAAAAGAAGAGGAUUUAGAACACACACACACACACACACAAUAUUACAGAGUGUUUUUGUAGUGCAUUGUUGUUGUCCAGUCGAAGCCUUAACUCUGCACUCUGUGUGUAAGAGUGCUGACAUUUAACGUGUGCGAACGUUAAAGGUCUGGAUGUUCUCAGGCCUGUUUUAUUCUGGGCUGCAGACCAGGCGCCUUUUUUGUAACUCACACACACACACACACACACACACACACACAAAGGCCAGUGUAACAAGAGGCCGCUGUGCUUUAAUAAUAGUGAACCGUUCUGACUUUGCUCUUCUUAUCACCUUGUCUUUCCCCCAGAUGAAGCACUUCGCUGCUCCUGGGCGUGCACGUGUGUGUGUUGUGUGUGCAAGAGGUUAAGGGCUGAAAAAGACAGAGCUGUCCUCAGAGGAUUCGCCUUUCAAAAUGGAUGUCGCUUCAAAUAGUUAGACCUGUUUGGUACAGAUGUACAAAUGUGAUCUAUUGUAAAUACUUCUCUCUCUCAGUCUGUUCUGGUUAACAAAGGGGCCAAAAAUUCACAAACACACGGCUCUACUAGGGUCAGAAACGAAAAGUUCUCUGGGCUGUUCGGGUUUCUAGGAAUGAUUUCUGUACAGAAAUAUGUAUUAAUAUCACAAUGUUCACUUUUACAGUUGUGUGCAAAAGUUUGGGCAUCCCUCGCUACACAAAUGUUAUUGAUUUAUUUUUUUGAAGUAAACACAAACUCUGUAGCAAGCAAAUUAUUUCAAUCACAUUCUGCAAAGGUUAAUGCACAUUUACUUUAUAUUUGAUGAUUUUAAAAAAAUUGAAUAGUAAUUGUGGUAUACAGGUUUGGACUAUCUACUAAAGCAACACCCCAUUUGGCAGCCAGCACAGUUUACAAACACUUUUUGUCACCAGCUGGUGGUCUUUCUGUUCUUACUGUUGGAAUUUUCACCCACUCUUCCUUGCAGAACUCUUCUACGUCUGAGAUAUGCUUGGGCCAUGUUGCUUGCACGGCAUGUUGAAGAUCUUCCCACAGCUUUUCAAUGAUCGAAGAGAUACAUACGCUUCAGUUUGCAUUUCUUGAAGAAGGUCAUGGUUGUACAUUUUGGAUCUUUGUUUUCUUUGCAGAGAUUUACUGGAAUCCGUUCUUCCAUCUACAUUCACAAUGUUUCCUGUGCUACGCAACACCAAACCAUAAGAGAUCCACCCUAGUGCUUAAUAAUGCUUGUGAUUUGUUUCCAAAAUGCCUCUGACAUAUCAUUAUGUUGUUUUGCGUACUUCAGACCUUCACUUUUGCAGCGAGGUCACAGGUAAGGUUUCUGAUGACUCUUCCGUGCAGAUCAUGUUUGUCCAAGUUAUUUCAUGCAUUUCUUCCCAGAAUAUGGGCAGCCCUUUCUAAAAGGUGUCGUCUUCUAACAGAUCUUACCUUGACUUCCUUUUAACUGACAUUGCUUUUGGACAUGUCAGUAGAACUUGGAGCUGGAAGCACUGUGCUCUCAUUGUACAGUAUAUCGGCAUCAAUUCGAUUCAUUUUCAAAUUCUCAGUCAGCCGCUUAGAGCAGCCCGUGGUUAUUGAGUGUUAGCACAAGGAUCGAAGAAUCAGAGGAUUUAUUAUUAAUGAGUCAGUUAAUGAGUCCAGUAAGUUCUGACAGGGGCGUAGCUAGGAUUUUUCAAAGGGGGGUGCGUGUCACACACUGACUGGCAGCCUGAGUACAUAUCCGCAGGUUUGUAAAUGAAAAAAUAUAUUGAAUACAUUUGAGAAACUAGCGCGGUCUUUGCAUCGUUCUUUCAUCUCAUGUUGCGAGCUGUUGAGAUGUCGGACAAUGAUUAGGCCAAAUCAGCUUUAUCCGGCAGUGUAUGGAUAGCGGCUCGACAUCUUACCCUAGUCAACCGAUUCAGAUCUCUCUAUUCUUGUUGUCUUACUGCCAGUGGUGUGCACAGACAUUUUGGGGGGCAAGUGCUCUGGGGGGAAAAAAGGGCACUUUUUUGCGCAUGUGGAACACCUUAUUAUAAAAGUCUGAGAUUUAACCCUCCUCUUGUGUUCAGGUCGCCACUGACCCGUUUUAGUUUUUAAAGGUGUAAAACAACCACUUAAUGUUAAUUUAUUACAUCAAGGCUUUUUGACUUUGCCAGGAAUCUCUAGUUGAACAAAAUAGAAAAAGAAAUUUUUGUUUUCCUAAAUCUGAAAAUGGUCUAGCAAAAAAUAUAAUACUUAUGUGCAGUUGUUUCUGUAUGCGACGGGCUACUUCACGACAAAAUAAUUACAGCUUGGGCUUAGAGGGCAAACAAUACAUUUUCACUCGAUUCAUGUGUUACCUGGCUGGUGGGGCAGGGGAAGAGCUGACUGACUGCCCGAUGUGUUGUCUGCGCUACGACAAGGCCGUGGCUUCCAGGACGCUAUGCUGCUGCAACCUCACAUUGAAUGCACUGCACGCUUGUUCACGUGACAGAGCAAGAGAGACAGAGGUCCGGUGUGUGCGGAGGGGGCACACAUCGGGACAUUAUUUUCACACGCUUUUAAUGCCGCGGCUUUUCUAAAAGAUCAUGUCGACAUUGGCCUCAGUAAACUGUAAAAAAAAAAAAAAAAAAUUCAAAAGGGCACUUUUUUGGGGGGGCGUCAUGGCUCAGGUGGAUAAGGCGCCAUACCAUAAAUCCGGGGACCCGGGUUCGAUUCCGACCUGAGGUCAUUUCCCGAUCCCUCCCCGUCUCUCUUUCCCACUCAUUUCCUGUCUCUACACUGUCCUAUCCAAUAAAGGUGCAAAAAGCCCAAAAAAUAUCUUUAAAAAAAAAAAAAAGGCACUUUUUUGGACAGAGGGCAGAGGGGCAGGUGCUUGAGCACCACCUCAUGUCUAUCUGUGCACGCCACUGCUUACUGCUCAUCGACCAAAAUGUUUCUAAGUAAAAGGCGUCAAUGUCGAUCGCUCUGCCAUAGUGCAUUCUUCCACGUUUUCUUGAUGUUGUGUUCUAGAAACGGCACACGAAAACUAGCUUCAAAGCCACAAAAUGCAACUUUGAUGGAAAAAAAUCUAUAAUAAAUUGCUUACCUCUCUUCACGUCGAAAGAAGGAGGAAAGUUUCGCUUGUUUUGACAUGGCGAAUUAUUAACACGAGGAAAUACUCGCAAUAAUUUGCAACUAAAAAGACUGCAGCUGGGCGGCAUGGUGGUGUAGUGGUUAGCGCUGUCGCCUCACAGCAAGAAGGUCCGGGUUCGAGCCCCGUGGCCGGCGAGGGCCUUUCUGUGCGGAGUUUGCAUGUUCUCCCCAUGUCCGCGUGGGUUUCCUCCGGGUGCUCCGGUUUCCCCCACAGUCCAGAGACAUGCAGGUUAGGUUAACUGGUGACUCUAAAUUGACCGUAGGUGUGAAUGUGAGUGUGAAUGGUUGUCUGUGUCUAUGUGUCAGCC